CUCGGGACUGUCUGUAAUUUUAAAGGGUGCCUCGGGACUGUCCGUAAUUUUAAAGGGUGCCUCGGGACUUUCCGUAAUUUUAAAGGGUGCCUCGGGGCUUUCCGUAAUUUUAAAGGGUGCCUCGGGGCUUUCCUUAAUUUUUUUAGGGGUGCCUCGGGGCUGUCCGUAAUUUUAAAGGGUGCCUCGGGGCUGUCCGUAUUUUUAAAGGGUGCCUCGGGGCUUUCCGUAAUUUUAAAGGGUGCCUCGGGGCUGUCCGUAAUUUUAAAGGGUGCCUCGGGGCUGUCCGUAAUUUUAAAGGGUGCCUCGGGGCUGUCCGUAAUUUUAAAGGGUGCCUCGGGGCUGUCCGUAUUUUUAAAGGGUGCCUCGGGGCUUUCCGUAAUUUUAAAGGGUGCCCCGGGGCUGUCUGUAAUUUUAAAGGGUGCCUCGGGGCUGUCUGUAAUUUUAAAGGGUGCCUCGGGGCUGUCC
Staurois parvus is the source of this 465-nucleotide messenger RNA. Lineage: Eukaryota; Metazoa; Chordata; Amphibia; Anura; Ranidae. The record is from the annotation of a GenBank genome assembly.